UGAAUUUUUUUUCUUUCUAAAUUGAAUGUUGAAUAGCAAGAUGAAGAUGAAGAUGAUGAGUAGCUUUUUCUCUCUCUCUUCUCUCACUUCUCCCUCCAUUUUUCACCCUUAAACUUUUCUCUAUUCCAAUGAGUUUAGUCUUUGUUAGUCCGUUCAUCGGUUCGUUUUAUAAGUCAAGUUACUGACCCUGGACUAGUCCGUUGGUAACUUUCCUUUAAUAUGUUGUAAGGUGAGAAAAGGCAAGGUUAUCCAACAAUCAUCCUCCUCUUCAUCUUCAUUUUUGGACUCUUCUUUGAAUCUUGUACUGUGAAAGAUUUACCAUUUAUCAAUAUAACAUUUCUUGUUUAUAAACUAGAAAACGUUUCUUUCCCUUCUAGCCUCUUUGCCGUGUGUGUUUUUUCAUUUAUGUAUAUAAAUUAUCACCUCAUUUUAUCCAGCUUUUACUGUCAACACAAUCAUCAUCUAAUUAUCAUCUUAUAAUUAACUUGCUCCAAGUAAUAUUAUUAAUUAAUUGUGUUAUGUUUAAUGUUACAUGGUUUUGGUGGAAAGCAAAGGAUUUGACAAGAAACGUAAUGCUAUACGCUUUGUGUUACCCAUGUGAUCACAUCAUGUGAACUUGUACAGCUACAUUAACUGUAAUCGUUUGGCUUUUUUUUCUCGAUAACCAUUUUUAAUCUAAAUUCAGCUAGACUAUUGUUAACAUGUUGAUUGUAAUUAAUUGUUUAUUGUCAAUUACAAUUAUGAGUUGAAUGUGCCAGCUUUUGUCCGUUUAAAGUGUUUUUGGUUACAAUUGGAGUUGUAAAUUUGUAAAUUUGCGUUUUUAUUUCUUCCUAAACAAGGCUAAUGGGUCUCUUUGAUUUGCAACUUUAUCCAUGUGUGAAUGGCCAGUGUCUACAGUAUCGCAAUAAAUUGGAUUUAACUAGUUAUUUAACCACAAUUGGUACUACAUCUACACCGAUAUCUGAUGCAACAACAAGUGCACAGUCAGUGAAUUCAAAAAUGAUUGAUUGGCAGGGCAAAGGUCUAAUGCCAGUCAACUCUCUGACCAAUUCAUCUUUUGACACUAAUGGUACUCUUUACUCAAGCAUAAUCAAUGGAUCAUCGCCUGUAACACUGGUUACAACAACAAAAUCUUCAUCAUGGAUACCAAUACAAGCCUUAGGUUUAAAUUUAAGAUCUGAAUCAUGGGUCAUACCUUUGUUAACUUUGUCCUCCAUCAACAUACUUUUUAUCCUGUUGCUUGAAAGCUUAGUGAUCUUUCGUGUCCACCGUAAAACAUCUAAACCACCUCAACUAUUCCUUGGGCAGACUCUUCUUCUAGCCCUUCUUUUAACCUCUCUACACGGAUUUGCAACCCUUCUCUCCCCCAACCAUUUAACUUGUACCCUUAACCAGGCUGGCCUGGGUCUUGGUUAUUCCCUCAUUUUUGGUACUCUUUUAGUGAAAAGUAUAUUCCUGUUGAGCCUUCACUCGGGAACUUAUCUUCCUCUUCUCUAUCAAUUUUUACUCCUCUUCUUUAUCAUGUCCACUCAAAUAAUACUCAGUAUUCAAGGAAUCUUUACUUCCCCUGCUUUCUGGGAUCACUUUAACUUUUGGCCAACCUUUUCGUCACCCUCUUCAUCUUCAUCAUUACUAUCUACUAGUUCAACAUCAUUACCAUCAAAUAAUGUAACAUCGUCCACCGAUCCAUCAUCAUCAUUAUACCAUUAUUCAACUAAACAGCCAACCCUUUGCUCUGACCUGUCAACUAAUGACACUUAUUACUACAGCCUGGGAUACAAUAUUUUACUUCUCACCAUUGUUUCAAUAAUAUCAUUUCGUAUCCGUCGUCAUCGGGAAAAUUAUCGUGAAGCACUUUUCAUUGCCAUCUCAGGUUUUGCAUCAAUCCUUAUCUGGAUAACUUGGAUAACUGGUUCUUUGGUUUCCCAUGAUUCGGGUCAUGAUGCUUUCACUGGAUUUGGUUUACAAGUAAACUCAUUGAUUAUUUUCCUUGUAAUGUUUACACCCAAAGCCAAACAAUUGAUUAAACUAUCUUGGGUUAAAGGUGAUGCCUCGGGAGGAACCGGUGUUGACCUGGACGAUGAUGAAGAUGAUGGUAUUGUCAAUGAAUACUGUGAUGAUGAAGAUGAUGGAUGUGAUACAAUGAGACGAGAGCUAAGAGAUGCAGUUGGAGGAAGACGUUUUGGUGGUCGAGAAGGAGGACGUCGAAGGCAACGACAAAGACCUUCACUGGGCAACAGGAUAGGAACCAUCAAUCGAAAUGGCUGUUCCGUUGAAUAUUCUGGACACGAUUCAAAUCAAUCUCUUUGUGCCCAAUCGUUUGUCCAUCUAAACCCAAAUUACCUUUCACAUGCACAUUUACUUUCUCGUCCAUUUUAUCAUCCUCUUCACCAUCCAAACCAUCAGUAUCCUCUUCAUCAACCUAACCGUAAACAAAACCAGGCAAAAGCCAAACAAUCCCACCAAAUUUAUUCAUCAAGUAAUAAUCUUGUUCACUCUCAUGGUCAUUUUUAUUCACAGCCACCACCACCACAACAGCCAUCACAACCCAUGGAUAGCAUAAGAUCAUCCCAAGAGAAUUGGAAUCACCAAAAGAAUCUACUUAAUGGAAGUAAAUCAUCAACUAAUCAUCGAUCAGAUAGAUUCAUUUAUACCAAUACUUUAUUGAAAUCAUUGACUGAUGAAAGUUUUUCCUUCUACCGGAUACCCAAUAUACCGCCAAUAAAGCCAAUCUAUUUGAACAGCAAUAGAUGAAAAAUUCGAAAAUUGUUCAACUAUCCAAGCCUUUGGUAAACAAUCAUGACCACUGUGAAUCCAUUUCAACCUAUUCAUUGCCUCAACCGUCUUCAUUUUAUACAAUCUUCAAAAAUUUAACCAUUUAAUGGAGCAAACCAUUUCGCUUGAAAGACAAGAUAAUUUAUUGAUCACUUUUUUUCACUGGACACAUUUUGUUUCCCAUUAAAUAUGAUAAUUAGACUAAUAAAAUCACGAAGGAUUCCCAAUCAUGAUUAAAUGUGAAAAAGAUGUCAAUGAAACUGUGGUUGCUGUGUCAAUCAAGUCAACUGUUAUUAACCAUUUUGUACUCAAUAAUGAUUACCAUUUUGUUCCCUUCCUACUAUCAACCAAAUUUAAUAUGAAAAUUUGUAAUUUGAUUUGUUUAAAGUUAAACUUAAACUGUCAAGAUUAACAUAUUAAUGAUGAUUUUAUUAAAAAAAGUGUACAAUAAAUAUGCAAACAUGUUGACUGAGAAA
Molecule: messenger RNA, 3251 nt
Organism: Tetranychus urticae (two-spotted spider mite)
Lineage: Eukaryota; Metazoa; Arthropoda; Arachnida; Trombidiformes; Tetranychidae
Biological process (GO): G protein-coupled receptor signaling pathway
Cellular component (GO): membrane
Molecular function (GO): G protein-coupled receptor activity
Source: RefSeq, a predicted model, not a curated record